GAAACGUAGACAAAAUAUUUUCUACGGCACAUGAGCGUUGAAUUCUCGUUUCCUUCGACCGAAAAUAGAACGGACGCUCCCUAUUUUCGUCGUAAAAUAAAAUCCUUCGAAAAAUCAAAAAGGCAUUUUACAGAAAAUGUGGUUUCAAAGCAUGAGUUAAAACAGCUGAUUCUCGUUUGCGGCGGUCCGACGGGGCGGAGCCAAUUGUUGUGGUGGGGGAUUAUGUCAAACGGGAACGUCACGUCAGCUGUUUUCUAACACUGGGUGCUCCUGCAUUGAGGUUUCUCAGCUGUUCUGUGUUUGGUGAAGUAAAGGUUUUCGCUUAAAAUGUCCGAUACGGAAGCAGCUACGUCGAGCAAUGAAUCGGUCACGGAACCGCUAGAGAGCAUCGAAAAACCUGACGAGUUCGCCGAGCCAGACGUGAAGCGUCGCAAAUGCAGUAAAAACCUCGACGAAAAAAAAAACAAGUUGGAAGACAGAUUAGGUGGAAUAUUGUGUUGCGCAGUAUGUUUGGAUCUACCCAGAGCCGCUGUUUACCAGUGCACGAACGGGCACCUCAUGUGUGCGGGAUGCUUCAUUCACGUCCUGGCCGACGCUCGUCUUCGCGACGAAUUGGCCACGUGUCCCAGCUGCCGCGUUGAGAUCAGCAAAACAUCGGCGACCAGAAAUUUGGCGGUGGAGAAUGCCGUCUCCGAGCUGCCCUCGGAAUGCCAGUACUGCAACAAACAGUUCCCCAGGAACACUCUCGAACGUCACGAGGAACAGGAGUGCGAGGAGAGGAUUUCAGGAUGUAAGUACAGCAGAAUCGGUUGCCCUUGGAGGGGACCAAUUCACGAACGUGUCGAGCACGAGAGAGAAUGCGCCCAUCCCAACCGCAAGGGUUCCGAGGUGAUUGAAGCCUUGGAGGUCAUCGAUAUGCAAAUGGCCGAAGAAAGGAAGCUAUACGACAGCAUCUUCGAUCUCUUAGGCUAUGAAAAAAUCAUUUUCAAUGAUUUGCAGCUGAAGCCGUACCGUACCGAUGAAUUUGUUCACAGACUGUUUUAUGAAUCGUCACGUUUUUCUGCCUUCAACAACCAAUGGGUUGUCAAAGCUCGAAUCAACAACAGCCAGAAGGACCCAACACAAAGCUCAGAUCGCGAAAUGACGUAUCAGCUUAUUUUAAAAUCAAAAUCUACAACUCCGAUGAACUUGAGUUACAUCGUACUACGUGGACCUGUUGGUGAUAUUAAUGUUAAACCCCGUAUAUUCGAAUACGAGUUUACAGAACAAAACAACGAAAGUCCGUACGUGCAUCUUCCUCUUCCUGAUACGGCUGAAUGCAAUCGUUUGCUGGCAGCAAAAACUAUUAAUUUCAGAUUAAUCAUGUUUUUAGCACCCAAAUAAAAAUUGCACAAGUCAGAAUUAAAUAUUGAUUAUUUAAUUAACUAUAUGUGCUAUAUAAAUCCUAGGGAUUUUAAUUUUUUAAUAUAAUUUUAAAAGAUCUCUUUAGUUUUAGGGUAACUUAUGAUAUGUGCAAAUCAAAUUAUUAUUUUUUUUUUUAGUAUAUAUUACUUAUAAUCAUUAUCAUUCUAGGUUAUGUAAAAUUAUUUAUUACUUAUCACAAUUUUGACUAUGUUACCUUAGAUUAUAUGAUUGCCAUUAUUAUAUAUUGACUAAAUUUUAGUUGUAGAAAAACAAAGUUUAAUUUAUACUAUAAGAUUUUUCUAUAUACAUACAUACUUAUAUACACACAAAAUAUUAUAAAUAUUUUAACUUAGAUUAAGGGAUGGGACUUAGAAAUAAAUAUAUGUUCAAAUGA
This is a messenger RNA of Aethina tumida (small hive beetle), 1798 nucleotides long. Its product is annotated as cysteine and histidine-rich protein 1 homolog. The coding region runs from base 328 to 1383 and encodes 351 amino acids. Gene Ontology annotation, molecular function: zinc ion binding. Lineage: Eukaryota; Metazoa; Arthropoda; Insecta; Coleoptera; Nitidulidae. Gene Ontology annotation, cellular component: nucleus. The transcript has 6 exons. The record is from RefSeq and is a predicted model, not a curated record.